GAGAUCAAAGGUUUCACAUAAGAGGUUCAAGCCGUUUUAGAUAAUUUCCCAUUCACCUUGGCAGGUCUUGUGACCAUAUUUAUUGAUAACACAGCUAAUAAUACAAACGUUGGCCUUCUGGGAGUAGUUAUAGUUCGCGAGUACAGACCGCUGAAUACUUGAACAACCUCGUAGCCUGUGAAAAACGACCUUUUGCAGGUUUGUUUAACGCUUGCGAACUGAACGUUACAAGCACCUUGGGUGAAGCAACAACCUGUUCCAGACAAUGUCAUCUGAAAAGAAAAAGGAUGAGACAUCGAAGAGUUCAACAAAUCUCGUCGACAAUGAAGCGGGAACCCAGAAACUCAGUUAUCCUAAAUCUAUAUUCUUUAUCAUCGGAAAUGAGUUCUGUGAAAGAUUCUCUUACUAUGGAAUGAAAGCUGUGCUAACCCUCUACCUGACGUUGGUUCUUCUAUACGAUGACGACACGGCCACCAUGAUUUACCACAUCUUCUCUAUGGGUUGUUAUUUUACACCCAUCUUCGGAGCCAUGUUGGCCGAUUCUCUUUUAGGAAAGUUCAGGACCAUCUUUUACAUCUCAAUACUUUAUGCAGGAGGAAACAUCGUCUUAGCACUGGCAUCUAUUCCAAAUUUUCUUCCAAUGAUACCUAUAUCGAUGACAGGUUUAGCACUCAUAGCGAUCGGUACUGGUGGUAUAAAGCCUUGCGUGUCUGCUUUUGGAGGUGAUCAAUUCGGCCCUGGUCAGGAACGACAACUCCAAAGGUUUUUCUCCCUCUUCUACCUUUCUAUCAAUGCAGGAAGUCUCCUUUCUACUUUUCUUACACCCAUUUUAAGAGCGGAUAUCCAUUGUUUUGGUAAUGAAACGUGUUAUCCUCUCGCUUUUGGAGUUCCUGCUGUUCUUAUGGUCAUCGCUGUAGUCCUGUUCUUGCUGGGAAAGUCUCUCUACAAAAUUGUUCCACCGAAAGGAAACAUCGUUAUCACAGUCAUGAAAUGCAUAUGUCACGCACUAGGAAGAAAAAGUAGCGCUAAGAAAAAUGGAGAACAUAGAGAACACUGGUUAGAGUAUGCUGAUGAUAAAUACGAUCGUAAACUAAUAGGAGAUAUCAAGGAUGUGUUGCAUGUUUUGAAGUUAUAUCUACCGCUGCCUGUAUUCUGGGCACUUUUUGACCAGCAGGGCUCACGAUGGACACUUCAAGCCACUAGGAUGGAUGGUGAACUUGGAGGAUUUCUAAUUAAACCAGACCAGAUGCAAGUCAUUAAUCCUCUGUUGAUUAUUGCUUUCAUUCCCCUUUUUGAGUACAUAAUCUAUCCAGUAACAGCUAAAUGUAAUUUUUUAACCAGACCUCUCCAGAGAAUUGCUGUUGGAGGCCUCUUAACUGCUUCCUCUUUUGUAAUUGCUGGCUUCCUGCAACUCAGAAUUGAGAGUACGCUUCCUGUAACUCCAGCAUCAGGGUUUGCUCAGUUUGGAGUCAUCAACACACUGCCUUGUGAACUUGAUCUUGCAAUCCUUUCUAGUAAUGUCACAAUGAAACAAAUGAGCUCCAUAUUCUUAAAGAUGUGCAAGCUGGUGGCUCAGAACCUAACAUUUACCACAGAUUCCUGCUUAAAAAUUUCUGAAAAGAAAGAAUACACGAUCAAUUUAACAAGUCAGCAGAUACAGACGCUGUUAGUGACAUCUGACAAUGAGAAUAUUAUAUUUCACAAAAUGGAGGAAACUCUCAAAAAACCAGAGAAGGGUGAAGUGAACAUUCGCAUUGUAUUCACACUGAGACAGAAACUGAAAGAACCACCUGUGAUGAACAGUACUUUUAAAAUUGUAGGAAAAGAAAAAGAAUAUUAUCUCCCACUUAAUUUUGAGAAAACCUCACCUACUGAUGUAAUUAUAGGAAGCACAGAUUAUGAAAGAAUCAUACCUGGAGUGUACAGUCUGUACAUACCAGCAGCUAAUGAUUCGCUAGAAGAGAAAUUCUUUCACGAGGACGAGGAAAUUGGAACAUUUGAAGUGAGAAAUGGUGGAGGAUACCUUGUGACAAUUGCACCUGGGAACGGAACUGAAGGGCUUGAAAUUCAACUACACACCAUUGUCCAACCCAACGAAAUCUCCAUGUUCCUGCAGAUUCCACAGUACUUGGUUAUCACAAUGGGAGAAAUCAUGUUUUCGAUCACAGGUCUUGAGUUUUCUUAUUCUCAGGCUCCAGUGUCCAUGAAGUCAGUGCUGCAAGCUGCAUGGCUGUUAACAGUGGCUUUUGGGAACCUCAUUGUAGUAAUCAUUGCCAAACUUCACUUGUUUAAUAAACAGUCUUUAGAGUUCUUCAUGUUCGCUUGUCUUAUGGCUGCGGACAUGGUGAUCUUUGCCAUAAUGGGAUACUUCUAUAAGUACGUAAACCAAGAUCAGGAAGAAAAAGAAGCCAUAGAAUUGUCCCAGAAAAACAGAAAACCUGUAUCAAAUGGAGUUCGAAACGAAGGCUGUGAAGACGACACACAUAUUUGAUGGCCACAAGCGUGUGUGAGCACUGCGACAAACGGUGAUUGACUUCCCAUUGAAGACAUUAACUGUAAACAAAGACGAUUUGGUAAUAAAUAUCGACGUUAAAAUUCACAAGAACGCCUUGUAGUACGUUAUGUGAUAACUAAAUUUGUUUUACCCUGUUAAAAUAUAAUUAUUUAAACAAUAUAACUCUGUUAAAUUUCGCCUGAGCCUUUUUUCUGUUGUUGUUUAACAAUGUUCAUUCUAGUCUACUAAUAUAUUCCCCCCCUCUAAGAAGGUAAAUUCAAAGAUUUACAAUUAUCUGUGGAAAUACAGUAAAUCAUUAAUGAAUUAACAUUAUUGGAUUUGUUUAAAAUACAUAGCUUUUUUUCUGCACGUUAAAUGAAAUCAGAUGUUCAACACUAAGUAUUUGUUUUAUGUACGUUUUAAAACUGCCAUUCUGAUUUUUAUAUGUUUACCCUGAGGAUAUAUAGUUUAUGCCUUUAAUAGCGCACUCAUUAUUCUUUGAAAUAAUACUUAUCUCAGUAUAAACAACUGUAUAGAAAGAAAUUGAAAACUGAUUGUGUACCAUA
Molecule: messenger RNA, 3060 nt
Organism: Limulus polyphemus (Atlantic horseshoe crab)
Lineage: Eukaryota; Metazoa; Arthropoda; Merostomata; Xiphosura; Limulidae
Product: solute carrier family 15 member 1-like
Biological process (GO): oligopeptide transport; transmembrane transport
Cellular component (GO): membrane
Molecular function (GO): dipeptide transmembrane transporter activity
Source: RefSeq, a predicted model, not a curated record